Messenger RNA from Pelecanus crispus (Dalmatian pelican), 1299 nucleotides. The record is from RefSeq and is a predicted model, not a curated record. Lineage: Eukaryota; Metazoa; Chordata; Aves; Pelecaniformes; Pelecanidae.
AGGCUGAAAGUUCAUACCAUUCCUUCUGCAGAGCACGAGAAAUACUUCACUAGUAGAAUUUGCACUAUGUAUUGUAAAACAAAUGUGUAGGAACCAGCAUCUCUACAUUGCUAAGACACUGGACACUGCUUUCUUUAUAGCAAGGAAAAUUUGAAUUCCUCCAGCACUCAAGAUGGGGAAAGAUUAUUAUUCUAUCCUGGGAAUUGAAAAAGGGGCUUCGGAAGAGGAUAUCAAAAAGGCUUACAGGAAACAAGCACUUAAAUGGCAUCCAGAUAAGAACAAAUCUCCCCACGCAGAGGAAAAAUUCAAAGAGGUUGCAGAAGCUUACGAAGUGCUGAGUGAUCCCAAAAAGAGAGAUAUUUAUGAUCAGUUUGGAGAAGAAGGUCUGAAAGGAGGAGCUGGAGGACCUGAUGGACAGGGUGGUACCUUCCGAUACUCCUUCCAUGGUGACCCACAUGCUACAUUUGCAGCUUUCUUCGGUGGCACAAAUCCUUUUGAGAUCUUCUUUGGAAGGAGGAUGCCUGGUGGCAGAGACACUGAAGACAUGGAGGUGGAUGGUGAUCCAUUUGGAUCCUUCAGUAGUUUUAGUAUGAAUGGUUUUCCAAGGGAAAGGAAUACAGUUGGUAGCCAAUUGCGUCGCAAACAAGAUCCCCCUGUAAUCCAUGAACUUAAAGUGUCAUUGGAAGAGAUCUAUCAUGGCUGCACAAAAAGGAUGAGGAUUUCACGUAAAAGGCUUAACCCAGAUGGUAGAAGUGUCCGAACAGAGGACAAAAUUCUUACUAUUGAGAUAAAAAGAGGAUGGAAAGAAGGCACCAAAAUCACUUUUCCAAAAGAAGGCGAUGAAACGCCCAACACAAUUCCAGCUGAUAUUGUUUUUAUCAUUAAAGAUAAACCUCACACUCACUUCAAGAGAGAUGGAUCAAAUAUUAUCUAUCCUGUUAAGAUCAGCUUAAGGGAGGCUUUGUGUGGCAGCUCUAUCAAUGUGCCAACGAUAGAAGGAAGAACCAUACCCAUGACAGUAAAUGAAGUUGUAAAGCCUGGGAUGAGAAGAAGAAUUAUAGGAUAUGGUUUGCCGUUGCCCAAAAAUCCUGACCAACGUGGAGACUUAAUUAUAGAGUUUGAAGUAAUUUUCCCAGAUAACAUUUCUCCAGCAUCAAAAGAAGUACUUAGGCGAAAUCUUCCCGUUUCAUAAGAUGAAGACUGUGUAUGUCAGCUGUUUAAAUAGGACACUGGAAAUGAAGAAGACUGGCUAGUCUGUGCUUUAAAAGUGCAAUCUGUAACAACUAGUGGAAUAUUUGU